ACACCCAGCUUUACCGCUUUACCGUCUCUCACCCGUCGUCAGAGACAUCCCACUUCAACUCUUCAACACCAACUCUCUCUACCGCAACAACCGCGACCCCGAAGCACACAAUACCCACACUCCCACACAGUAGCCAUGGCUCUCAAGCGCAUCAACAAGGAGCUUACUGAUCUCGGUCGUGAUCCUCCCUCUUCUUGCUCGGCUGGCCCUAUCGGAGAUGAUUUAUUUCACUGGCAAGCAACCAUCAUGGGCCCUGGCGACUCACCAUAUUCCGGCGGUGUAUUCUUCCUAGCGAUCCAUUUCCCCACCGACUACCCCUUCAAGCCCCCGAAGGUCAACUUCACCACCCGCAUUUACCACCCAAACAUCAACUCCAACGGUAGCAUCUGCUUGGACAUUUUGCGAGACCAGUGGAGCCCUGCUCUGACCAUCUCGAAGGUGCUUUUGAGUAUUUGCUCGAUGCUGACAGACCCGAACCCUGAUGACCCGCUGGUUCCCGAGAUUGCACAUGUCUACAAGACCGACCGGUCCCGCUACGAAUCGACGGCCCGCGAGUGGACCCGGAAGUACGCCAUCUAGACAAGCAUACGUGAGAAAGCGACAGGGCAUGGUUUCGUUAGGAUGCGACAGACGACAAGAAGAAUGUGUGAGGGCGGUCGGUUAUCAAGAGCAUACCUUUGACGGUAUGAUGGAUGAUGGGAGUUUUCUACACUACAGCAUGCAUGCUGGAGGGGUUCUAUAGUACUUGCUAUCAUCACUCUUAGCAGAACAGGCUUAUUUCUCUUCCUGUCCUUAUUCUUGACUGCAAUGGUUGCCAUCAGCUAACCAACAAGUCACACAUCCCUGCAUACGUCAAGAGUUUUCGAGUCCAUAUGUAAUUACAUUCGAUCAAUGAGGAGAUGCGACUCUA
Molecule: messenger RNA, 910 nt
Organism: Pyrenophora tritici-repentis Pt-1C-BFP
Lineage: Eukaryota; Fungi; Ascomycota; Dothideomycetes; Pleosporales; Pleosporaceae
Product: Ubiquitin-protein ligase
Biological process (GO): protein polyubiquitination
Cellular component (GO): nucleus
Molecular function (GO): ubiquitin conjugating enzyme activity
Source: RefSeq, a predicted model, not a curated record